GAUCCAUUUAGAUGGGGGUUGAGGGGGGGGGCUUGCUUUUCUUGCCCUCCACACACAUCCGUGAAUAACAGUUUGCUCCAGGACCUGACCGGCCUCGAUGCUUUCUGUUCCCUCUCACCUGUCCAUGACUGAUCAUUCAGUGAUAAUUAAUUCUUUUAUUUCCUCCUCUGCUCCUUGACAUUGAUAAUUUGAGCCCCUAAACAAAAUCAGGCAGAGCACCAGGUACUUCUGGUAUGUUAUUUUUGCAGAAUAUUGGGGCUGGGCAGAACCUUAAAGAGGUUCAGAAUUCAAGAGAAAACUUUUUUAAGAGCUAUAGUAACUUUAACUUUAGUUCACCCAAUACCAAUUAACCAAAUCUCUUAAAGACCUUGAAGGCUGCUUCCGUUUUAGUCACAAAACUCAGAGAGCCUGUGCCCGCCCCUCUUUCAUUCCUCAAGGCCAAGGGCAUUCCAUAAUGAAACUAGCAGCCUCUUGCCCUUUUCAUCUCACAUCUAAGGCCAUGGGGACCUGCCACCACCUCCUGAGAGGAAGGAACCCAUCAGCAUAGUGUUUGUCUUACAUCUAGCAGAGCUGAGGGUAAGGUCUAAGGUGAGGGAGGCAUAAGGUUAGAGUUUGGGUUCUGCACUUAGUGUAGAGGUUCAGAGUGAUAAUUCUUUAACUGGAGUUCAUCCAACACCAAUUAACCAGGUCUAAAGACCUCUGCACUAAGUGUGGUGGACAUGGGAUCCAGUGGAUCCAGCUGGAGUUAGAUGGUCAAGCAGCCUCAGACACACGCCUUUCAGGCCUUGUAGCCAGCAGGAUCGAGAGCUUUCUGAGAGCAGUAUGUCUCUGGAUGCUGUGUGGGCUCCACAGACAGCAAACAUCGGGGACGGGCCUGCCAAGAAAGCUAGUGACCAGACCUCCAUGCAGACACAGGUCCUCCAGACUGCCUCCCUAAGAGAUGGCCCAGCAAAGAGGGCAGUAUGGGUCCGUCGGGACAAUGCUGAGAAAGAAGAGCCUGUUAAGUCAGCUGUGUCCAAGGAUAGGCCAAGGCUAGAGGUGACCAAAGCAGUGGUUGUGGACCUAGGUACUGGCUUCUGUAAAUGUGGCUUUGCUGGCCUGCCAAAGCCCACUCAUAAGAUCUCAACAACAGUGGGCAAGCCCUACAUGGAGACAGCCAAGACUGGGGAUAAUCGCAAAGAGACCUUUGUGGGGCGUGAGCUCUUUAACCCAGAUAUACAUCUCAAACUGGUCAACCCCCUGCGUCAUGGCAUCAUUGUGGACUGGGACACAGUACAGGACAUCUGGGAAUACCUCUUCCGACAGGAGAUGAAGAUCGCCCCAGAGGAACAUGCGGUCCUGGUUUCAGACCCACCACUGAGUCCUCACACCAACAGAGAGAAGUACGCCGAGAUGCUGUUUGAGACCUUCAACACGCCUGCAAUGCACAUCGCCUACCAGUCCCGCCUGUCCAUGUACUCCUACGGACGCACCUCUGGCCUGGUGGUGGAGGUCGGACAUGGUGUGUCCUAUGUGGUCCCCAUCUAUGAGGGUUAUCCUUUGCCCAGCAUCACAGGGAGGCUAGACUACGCGGGAUCUGACCUAACGAACUACCUGAUGAACCUGAUGAACAACUGUGGAAAACACUUCUCUGAGGACCACCUUAGUAUUGUGGAAGACAUCAAGACGAAAUGCUGCUUUGUGGCCCUGGACCCCAUUGAAGAGAAGAAAAUCCCUCCCAGUGAACACGAGAUCCAUUAUACUCUGCCUGAUGGGAAAGAGAUCCGUCUGGGUCAGGAGAGGUUCCUCUGCUCAGAGAUGUUCUUCAAGCCAUCUCUAAUCAAGUCCAUGCAGCUGGGCCUCCACACCCAAACCGUGUCCUGCCUUAACAAGUGUGACAUUGCACUCAAACGAGACCUCAUGGGGAACAUCCUGCUCUGUGGGGGCAGCACUAUGCUCAGGGGUUUCCCCAACCGUCUGCAGAAGGAACUGAGCAGCAUGUGUCCCAACGACACCCCACAGGUAAAUGUGCUGCCCGAGAGAGACACCGCAGUCUGGACUGGUGGUUCUAUCCUGGCCUCGCUCCAGGGUUUUCAACCACUGUGGGUCCAUCGCCUUGAAUACGAGGAACAUGGGCCUUUCUUCCUCUACAGAAGGUGCUUCUGAACAGGUGCAACACGUACGCUGUGGUGACCAUGUGCUAGCUUUACCGUCCGAGGGCUGAACCUUUCACACGUGGUGUCAAGCUGGCAUGUUCAUUUCUGUAGCAUUAAAAACCCCUUGUGUCUGUCCCCUUCCCUUCA
Messenger RNA from Rattus norvegicus (Norway rat), 2282 nucleotides. Lineage: Eukaryota; Metazoa; Chordata; Mammalia; Rodentia; Muridae. The record is from RefSeq and is a predicted model, not a curated record.